AUGGCAGACGAGAGGACCUCGGAUCGUGUGCUUCGUGAGCUUAAAGCGGAGUUGGCCAGUACGCCAUACUGCUUCGAGUCUGCUCGUCUCCUAAGUGGAGGAACGACAAACUUCAUAUUCCAUGUGAAGCUGGCGCAGCCGCUACUUGACGGAAGUGCCGAGGUAGCUGUGAAGCAUGGCGAGGGCUUCGUCGCCCAGAGUCCCGACUUCAAACUUCCUACUUCAAGAUGCCGGAUUGAGGAGAGCUGUCUCCAAUAUCUCUCGGCAUUUCCGCCAUACACCGGUGAAAAGAUCAGCGUGGGAACUCCCAAGCUAUUCUACUUCAACGAGGAGACCAACACCCAGGUUCAGGCCUACCAGCCAAGCCCGCUCAGCCUCAAGAACUAUGCGAUUCAGCACUUCACAGCACCAACCUCAGAAGCGUCCACUUUAGAACCAGUCAAGUCGCAAUGCCUCGAUAUCGGUGAAGCGGUGGGUAUAUGGAUUCGUUCAUUCCAUGACUGGAGCAAUUCGAAGGGGCAAAUCAAAUUUCGGGAUAUCGCAGCUGCGAACAAGGAAAUGCAGACGCUUAAGCAAUGGAUGAACUAUGAACGACUCCCCAACUCCAUCACGCGGUUUCCAGAUAUUCUAGGGGAUUGUCAUGAUAUCUUUGCAGAUAUUGUGGACAGCGUAAAGAGGGAAAUGGCAGACGAGCAAAGCCUGCAAGUCAUCCACGGUGACUUUUGGACCGGAAAUAUUCUUCUAAAGGACAAGCCCUGGAACAACAUUUACAACGGCCUUUUUGUCGUCGAUUGGGAAAUGUGUCAGCUUGCAGUCGCGCCGCUCGACCUUGGCCAGAUGAUUGCAGAGCUAUAUGAACUAAAGCUUUACAAAGACAUGGAAGCCGGUAUCUGGCUGACCCAAGGCUUCGUCAAAGGCUAUGGGGCAGUGGAUGACGACGUUGCCUUCCGAACAUUACUUCACGUCGCCGUCCAUCUCAUCGGCUUUGGUACGACGGUGCAUGGCUGGGGCACGCAAGAACAGGCAAAGAUUGUGGCAUCCGAGGGACGAGAAAUUUUGAAAAAUGCUUGGGCGAAGGACCGCGCAUUUUUUGAGAAGCAUCCCUUAGGCUGCAUCUUUUCCAGAGUCUGA
Molecule: messenger RNA, 1131 nt
Organism: Colletotrichum orchidophilum
Lineage: Eukaryota; Fungi; Ascomycota; Sordariomycetes; Glomerellales; Glomerellaceae
Product: phosphotransferase
Exons: 3
Coding region: 1-1131 (376 amino acids)
Source: RefSeq, a predicted model, not a curated record